UGCUGCGCUCCCGGCCCCGCGGGAUGCCCGGGAUGCCCGGCAUGGAGGAGGCGCACCGGGCCGCCCUCCUGGCCGCCUCCUGCCUCCGCACGCCGCUCGACCCCCGCACACGGGCCCCCGCCGCGCUCUACGAGCGGGGAGCGCCGCCCGCAGCCGCGCAGGUUGGCUUUGACUUGGAUUCAAAUACCAGCAGAGAGCAGACCAGCCCUCCAAAGAGAGACUGUGACGAGUGGAUAGACUUUUCCAAAGUGUACAAUUCAAAUCAAGAGUAUUACUUGAAGCUGGAAGAGUUGAAGAAUGCCCACAUGGAGACCAUGGCAAAACUGGAAAGUAUGUAUCAGAACAAACUGUAUUUAAAAGGAGUACAAACCUUGGAUAAGAGCAAUGAUGCCUCUCCAAAGUGCUGUAGGCCAACUUGGGACAAGAGUUCAUAUCAGCCUCUUAACCUACACAAAUCCUUUUCAGACUCAGACUUGAGUGAUCCCUUGGGCUCAAGCGUAUCCGACGAGUCUGACAAAGAAUUAGCCUUUGAAGGAAACGGCAGUGAAACUGGAUCAUCCUCAUUUGCUAAGCAGCAGAUUGAAAAAAUGUGGGAUGGGUUCUGUCUGGAAGACUACAUCUCCCGUGCCAAGCACAGCUUGCCCAGCUCACCAACAGGCAGGAAGGUGCGCAAGAAACACAAAGUGUGGUCCCCCAGAGUCACCGUGCCCAAGCCUUUCCAGAUGACCAUCAGAGAAGCUCAGAAGAAAGAGCAGAACAUCAAAUCCAAGUCACAGAUUGAGCUGGAAAAUCACUUACUGAAGAAGCAGCUGGAGGAGGAAGCAGAGUGUCAGAAAAAAUUCCGAGCCAAUCCCGUGCCCGCCGCCGUUUUCCUGCCGCUCUACCACGACAUCGUGCAGCAGAACGAGGAGCGCAGGAGGUCUGUGAAGGAGAGGUGCAAACUCAAGCUCCUGGCUUCCCAAAAGCCAUUCAAAUUCAUUGAGCGAGAGAGGCAAAGGAGUGAAAUCAGGAAAAUGCAGUUAAAAGACAUUUCCCUACCUGAAAAUAAAACCAAAGUGUUCAGAGCGAAGCCAGUCCCAAAAUGUGUUUAUAGUCCAGAUUUCAAUGACAGGCUAAAGGAGGAGGAGCUCUGCAGGGAAAUCAGGAUCAGGAUGAGAGCUGAGGAGCUGCUACAGAAUUCAUCUGUACCCAACAGCAGACUGGCCUUAAAAGAGACCAACAAAAAAAAGAAACACAAGAGCACUGAACCAAAGCGACCGGAACACAAACCCAAGGUCAAACCAAGCGUUCCCGAUUUUGAACUCCUACAUGAGAAAUUCCAGAAACGCCUCCUGAAAAAAAAGAAAGUGAGACCCCUCACGGUCUGUGAGCCUUUCGACCUUUGUACUUCAUACAUUCCCUCAAAAAAGGACAAGAUCUUGAAGGACAUUCAAGAGGAUGAAGAAAAAUUGAAGGAGACACGGUGGCCAUUUGCCUCUCCGAGACGGAAACCUCAGAUGGGGCAGUCAGGGGCAAACCCAUUUCUCUUGGGAGGAAAAUCCAAAUCUCCCAAAAACACUGAAUCCACGAGACGACGGCUACAAGCCAUAAGGAAUUCCCUUGAGGAAAAGAGAAAGCUGGAAGAACAACAAAAAAGGAACAGAACCAAGCAGAAACAAAGAACGAAAAAAUUCCAGAAAAUUGUGAUGGCUCGGGCUGAGGCCAAUGACCCACAUCAGAGCCUAGCUCAGAUGUCUAAAUCCAGCUUAAAAACACUCAGGAACAACGAGAAGCAGAGAAGGCGGGAAUAUUUGAAGGAAUUGCAAGAAAUGGAAGAAAGAGUGAAACAAAUGCCACUGCUUUUUGAAAGAGUCACUCAGAAAAAUGCCAGAAUAGCUGCAGAAAAGUAUUAUUCAAACAGACUGAAAGCACUGGGGAUCUGCCCAGAGUUUGUUUCAAAGAAAGGAGGAGCAGCCAAAUCACUGCAGUUCUCCACUCCUAGAGAUUUUACCUCUGUGGCUGUCAGACAAAGCAUCAUCAAGGUUAAAAAGAAAAAAAGGAAAUCCUUUGAGGAAGCAGCUGGUGACAAUCCCCAGUCUGAGCAGUCCUGGGAGGAGGAGGAGGAGGAAGAGAAGGGAAGAGGUGUCAAAACCUCCACCCCAGAUGAGCAGGGCAGUGACCUGGAGGAUGGGGACGAGGCCAGAGCCAGCCCUGAUGUCCUGGAGCCUGAAUCCAGCCGGCACAGUGAGGAGGAGGAGGAGGAGGAGGAGGAGGAAGCAAAGUCAGGCCCAUCACUUGGUCAUUCCCAGCAGGAAGAGGAGGAGGAAGACAAGGCAGACCUGUCACUUGGCUACUCCCAGGAGGAAGAGGAGGAGGAGGAGGAAGCAAAAGCAGGCCUGUCUCUUGACCAUUCCCAGGAGGAGGAGGAAGAAGAGGAAGCAAAGGCGGGCCCAUCCCGGGGCCAUUCCCAGGAGGAGGAGGAAGAGGAGGAGGAGGAGGAUGAGUCCAGAGCCAGCUCUGGGUCUGACAGGUCCCACAAGGACGAUGAAGCAGCUCAGUCAGACCCUGAAGCUGAGGGUGCCUUCCAGUAUGAGGAUGAGGAGUAUGAGAGCGAUGAUUUCGAGGGGAAGCCCAGCGAUGAGGAAGGGGAGUGACAGGAGGGGCUGGAACUCAGGAACCUCUCCCACUGCUGCCUGGGAGGAAAACUUGGUGCUUUGCUACACAUCCAAAAUUCUGGGAAUUUUUACCUCUUAGCUUAAAAAACCCUGCCAGUGCAGGAAUUCCAUUCAUUUUCCAGUAAGAAAGCUCAGAUUAGUAGUUUUCACCAAGAAAAUAAUUCAGUUUUGUAUUAACCUUCUUUGUUGCACUCUUCUGAGACAUCAGUGAAUCUCUUCUUAAAAUGAGCUGCAACCUCAUUGUUUAAUAACAAAUUACACAGUGUGCUGUGUAACUACUAAGGGCUCAGAUUUUAAAAUAAAUUUGACUUAUAGUAAAAGGUUAACAUUAUUGUUCAUAGAUAAUAUAUUUUUGAGAUAAGUGAAUUUUCUGUUCUUGGGACAGAAAAACCUUUUUGAACUCAAAGCAGCUUGUCAAAGUAAUAUGAAUUACUGAAUGGGAUUUAAAGAAAGAAAGGAAUAAAUUCAGGGUAUGGUUUCAAUUUUCAGAGAAAAUUAAUGGCAAUCAGGUGCUUAAUUCUUACAUGUCAUCAAAAAAAACCAACUUAUAGACAAAAUUUUCAUGAAAACUGAGAGAAACUGAGAGAAAAAAGCCUCCACCCACAAACCAGAGCAAAAACCUCAUAUGAAACACCUGCAAAGAGAUUAAUAAAAUAAUAAUAAAAAAGUAAAUUAAAAACCAAGACCCAGUAAUCUUGCCCUAAUUAAAUACCUUUGUGUCCACUUUGGUGCAAAGUUGUAUUUGCUGUCUCUGCCUGAAUGUGAGUGCCUGCUUCUUUCAGGGACUGGCCACUGGUGAGGCAAAGCCAGGGGAGGUUUUGGAGCAGGAAUUGCCAUUUUAUCCCUGGAAAAGGGGAAUCUUUUUACCUCAGGUAACUCUAGUUGUAUGAAACUAUGCAAGGAAGUGCUUUAAUACCUCUUCUUACUCGCUGGCUACUCAGGACUUCAGCUGCUCCACAAAAAAACUCACAAAAAAAUGUUGGGGAUUUGUUUUUUCUCUUAUAUCAGUAGUACUUCUCCUACUAUUACUGACUUUCUUGCUAAGAAUCUGUUAUUAUUUUUCUUCCUUAUUUUGUCACAUGGUUUCUCCAUGUUAGGAAGUUUUUUAAGCAUUUUUACUUUUAUUUAUUUAUGAAGUGUGAACAUAGCUAAAUGUGAAUUUGAAACUUUUUUUUUUUUAAAACUUGAAUAAAAUGUCUGUGAAAAUAUUAAUUCUCAUUCCACAA
This is a messenger RNA of Parus major (Great Tit), 3880 nucleotides long. It is a transcript of the gene FAM161A, whose product is annotated as FAM161 centrosomal protein A. Bases 24 to 2633 code for a protein of 869 amino acids. Gene Ontology annotation, cellular component: photoreceptor connecting cilium; cilium; ciliary basal body. The record is from RefSeq and is a predicted model, not a curated record. Gene Ontology annotation, biological process: cilium organization. The transcript has 7 exons. Lineage: Eukaryota; Metazoa; Chordata; Aves; Passeriformes; Paridae.